GUGAGACGAGCUCACCUCACCUCACCUCUCAUGCCGUCAACGCCUCGAUCGUGCGUGUAUAUAUGUCGUAUAUAUCCUGCUGAGUUUAAUCUGAACUGAAAGCGUCCAGGCACGCCUCCCGCUGCAACCCUCACAGUCCCAGCUCAAGCCCCAAGUGAAAUCUCAGGCCAUGGGCGCCGGCAAGACCGCCGCGGGCAUGCCGCGCAUCGGCAUGGGCACGGCGGUGCAGGGGCCCAAGCCGGACCCCGUCCGCCGCGCCGUGCUGCGCGCCAUCGAGCUCGGGUACCGCCACUUCGACACCGCCGCGCACUACGAGACCGAGGGCCCCAUCGGCGCGGCCGCCGCCGAGGCCGUCCGCUCCGGCGCCGUCGCCUCCCGGGACGAGCUCUUCGUCACCUCCAAGCUCUGGUGCAGCGACGCGCACCGCGACCGGGUGCUCCCCGCCCUCAGGCAGACGCUGCGAAACCUUCAGAUGGACUACGUGGACCUGUACCUCGUCCACUGGCCGGUGACCAUGAAGGCGGGGCGGUUCAAGGCCCCCUUCACGGCCGAGGACUUCGAGCCGUUCGACAUGCAGGCCGUGUGGGAGGCCAUGGAGGAGUGCCACCGUCUGGGCCUCGCCAAGGCCAUCGGCGUCGCCAAUUUCUCCUGCAAGAAGCUCGAGACCCUGCUCUCCUUCGCCACCAUCCCUCCCGCCGUCAACCAGGUGGAGGUGAACCCGGUGUGGCAGCAAAGGAAGCUGAGGGCGUUCUGCAGGGGGAAGGGCAUCCAGCUGUGCGCCUACUCGCCGCUGGGCGCCAAGGGCACGCACUGGGGCAGCGACGCCGUGAUGGACACCGGCGUGCUGCAGGAGAUCGCCGCGGCGAGAGGCAAGACCGUGGCGCAGGUGUGCCUGCGGUGGGUGUACGAGCAGGGUGACUGCCUCAUCACCAAGAGCUUCAACGAGGAGAGGAUGCGGGAGAACCUCGACGUCGACGGGUGGGAGCUCACGGAGGAGGAGCACCGGAGGAUCGCCGAGAUCCCGCAGCGGAAGAUCAACCUCGGCAAGCGCUACGUGUCCGAGCACGGGCCGUACAAGUCGCUCGAGGAGCUCUGGGACGGCGAGAUAUGACGCCGCGUGGCGUAGGUACGGGCUGGCGGUCAGAGCGUGUGCCUCUGCUCUGUGUUGUGAGUUGUGACUCUCUUUGGCCAGGGAGCGGGGAUGGCUGAUCAGGGGGACAGUUUGAUGCUGAUCUGCCUUGCAAUAAAAUGAUGUUCUGCAUUGCGUUGAUAAAAAAUAUAUCUGCAGUAUAAGUUCCUAUUUUA
This is a messenger RNA of Lolium perenne, 1305 nucleotides long. Its product is annotated as deoxymugineic acid synthase 1-A. NCBI's taxonomy places the organism in Eukaryota, Viridiplantae, Streptophyta, Magnoliopsida, Poales, Poaceae. Gene Ontology annotation, molecular function: oxidoreductase activity, acting on the CH-OH group of donors, NAD or NADP as acceptor. The record is from RefSeq and is a predicted model, not a curated record.